Aspergillus oryzae RIB40 is the source of this 7617-nucleotide messenger RNA. Its product is annotated as 1-phosphatidylinositol-3-phosphate 5-kinase FAB1. Gene Ontology annotation, molecular function: 1-phosphatidylinositol-3-phosphate 5-kinase activity; ATP binding; metal ion binding. The record is from RefSeq and is a predicted model, not a curated record. Gene Ontology annotation, cellular component: endosome membrane; fungal-type vacuole membrane. Bases 1 to 7617 code for a protein of 2538 amino acids. The transcript has 3 exons. Gene Ontology annotation, biological process: phosphatidylinositol phosphate biosynthetic process. NCBI's taxonomy places the organism in Eukaryota, Fungi, Ascomycota, Eurotiomycetes, Eurotiales, Aspergillaceae.
AUGUCUGAGCCUGGGACUGCAGAAACUGUUGCGAGACAUGCUUUUCUGAAACCCUUGAUGGCUUCACAGCAGUCUCAAGGGACGUCAAGUCCAUCCGCAUCAUCUAUCUUUCUUCCGCUAGGACGCCGGGGCUCUCGGACAUCUUUAUCAACCCAUGCCGAACGGAAGGGCCUAAACGCUGCACUAGACCAGAUUCAUACGGCAGCUUACCAGUCCGAUUCUCUUACCACAUUUAACGACUUCACCAAUCCGCCCGCUCCCACUUCCGCGACUGAAGAGAAAAGCUUCUCAGGCGAGCUACAAGGAGGCUUGAGUGGGUUAUAUAGCCGGUUUCGAACUUCGGUGGGCGGGGUCAGGGACAUCGUAAGCGGCGUGGGAAGGUCACUAGACAGGUCCUCCACUGAGGACCAUGGAAUAAAAAGUCCUCCGUCGGAGCGCUCCGUCUCGAAAUCUGCUCAUGGCUCGACAGCUUCAAUACCGGAUUCUCAGCAGUACCACCCGGGCUCAUCUCAGGGUUCAAGAUUACACUCACCAACGUCCAUCACUCACCAAUCUACGCAAGAUGGCUUCUCUUCCCUACUGGCUGGGAAAGGUUCCAGGCUUUCGUCGAAAACUGCGAGUAUAUCCUCAAAGGCCUCUGUCUCGCCCUCACCCGCGAUGAAAUCUCCUGUUGUGCCGUUGCCCAAAAGUACGACUAGUUCGGUAGCUGUAGACCCGACAGUUACUGAGCUUCAUGUCAACGCUAUCAAGGAACCUCAUAACUCGAGCAACAACUCCGUAAAUCCCACCUCUCACAGCUUUCAAUCGAUCGAUUCAGUUAGCACAGACAAAGAAGAUGGCCCUCUCACUGCAUCUAUAAGCUCGUCAGGGUGGGGCCAACGAAUAUCACAUUCCCCGGUCUUGCAGGCGAAGGCCCAGCACUUCCCGUUUGAAGGCUCGGGCACUUCAGAUGUUAGCAGGUCAUCUACAAUGACCAGUCAGGUCCCCGAUAGUUUUAAGAGGUCAGAUAGCCAAGUCACUCAUGAUUUAGAUACAUCAUUACCUGGCCCGGUGCGAAAAGCGAGGCAUUCAGUCGAAGGAGUACAUGUUGGGACAGAGAGAAUCAGGUCGAAUUCGGGGGCUUCGUUCAAUCCAGAUAAAUCUGUUGCUGCUCCAGUUUCUGCACCGAGUAAUGUGUCUCAAUUCUCCGGUAACACUGACAACUCGUUUUCUGAUAAUCAACCUCCAUCUACUGCUACGACACCUAUACCAUUGGUAGAAAGGGAGGUCCCGCCGAAAGAAUCAAAAAAGGCACUUGUCAAGAAUAAGCCCAAGGAAAGACUUCUUCUUCCCAGCUCGAGCCGCUUACCGGGAUAUGUGGCUUCUCAAGCCUCCCCAAGCGAUACAUCGAUGGGCUCUGCUGCUAUUACUCCGCUGGGCACAGCGGUUGACAUCGGCCCUAGUCAGGAUGGGCGUAGCUGGCGUUCUCAUGCGACUGGUGAUGGUGUUAUGUCACAACUCCGGAGUAAACUGCUCAGUAAAGAUUUCUGGAUGAGAGAUGAGAACGCAAAGGACUGCUUCCAUUGCGGCGAGCCUUUCUCUACAUUCCGACGCAAACACCACUGUCGGACCUGCGGCCAAAUUUUCGACUCGAAAUGCACACUUCUAAUCCCUGGAGACAGAUUCGGUCAACCGGGCACUAUACGCGUCUGCAAGCCGUGUGAAGCUAUGAUUAACGGGCAUGAUGAUGAUUCCUCGGAGUUCUCAGAUAGCGAACAGAGCCCGGUUGUGGUCAAUCCUCGAGUUUCCGAUCUAGGCUUGGGAAGUUACCCACGUCCCACGGCCGACGACGAUGAUACGUCUUCUAUAGUCUCGCAAUCGAUAGACCAAGUCAUGAAAACUCCAACGAUGGCCAUCCCGGCAACAAGACGUGCUGGUGAAGGCCAUAAUCGCCGGUCGGCUGUCCUAGAGAUCAGCCCAGAUCGGCCAUUAGCAAGGCCAACAUCCUCAAGAUCGCUCAAGUCAUCGCUCAGUGGGCGGACUCAUUCAAUGGGUCAUAAGCGCCAUCACUCUCGUCAGCAGUUCAUUCGAAACUUCAAGCCUUAUCAUGACGACCGAGCCCCCUUCCAGAGGCGGCAUGUAGAGGACACUGCUCUUGAAUCACGACUACCUGCGUUCCACAAGGACAACAUCAUCGACCCGGAUCUGGCACAGUACCUCUCUGAUGAUGCCUCGAGUGGCGACGAGCAGCCAAGCCUGCUAUCAGCCGUAUCAGAAGGGUCAUUGUCUAAAAGCGGUGGUGACAAUGAAAGAACAACGUUUGGAGGGUUUCUCGCUGCCAUGAAAAAAGGCAGAUCUGCAUUUGGGGACAGGAGCCUUGCAAACUACAGCCAUGUCGGUCGCGAAUUAGAUGAGGGUAGCAUCAGCAGCUCGAGAGCAGUGAACCUUCCUCGUCCUCGCCGGCGUAAUCUUAGCGUUGCGAGCAGUGUCCACCAACGCCCCUCACCCAGAGCAUCCAAAGACAGUGUUUUCAACCAGCAGGACUCUGCAACCGCUGCCCAUGUAUUCCCUACUGGGGUAACUUCUAGCGGGUUUAAGAUGACACGAAGCUCGUCUAUGAGAGGAGCCGGUGCUCCGCCGGUAGAGUUAAAUAAGGCUAGCCUACAACAUGUUCGCAAGCUCCUCCGGCAACUUCUGAAAGAUGCUUCGAUACCUCAUGUCCAGAGCUGGGAAACUGCUCUGCUUCCCAUACUCCUAAAAGCAGCGGAUGAGGUCGAUCCGGACGUUCAAGGUGGUGACGAUAUGGAUAUUCGUCACUAUGUAAAACUCAAAAAGAUCUUGGGCGGUCGGCCUGGAGAUACUUCCUAUGUAUCCGGCUUAGUUUUUACAAAAAACCUUGCGCUCAAAAGCAUGUCUAGGUGCAUUCCGCAGCCGAAGAUACUGAUAAUUGCUUUUCCACUUGAAUAUGCCCGUCAUCAGCAACAUUUCAUGAGCUUGGAGCCUGUCAUUCGCCAGGAGCGUGAGUUCCUCGAGAAUUUAGUAAGCAGAAUAGCUGCUCUUCGGCCUAACCUUCUGCUGGUUGAGAAGAAUGUCUCUGGGCUAGCUCUAGAGCUACUGGACAGAGCCAAGAUUGCAACGGCAUACAAUGUCAAGUCUUCUGUCCUUGAAGCUGUAUCCCGAUGCACCCAAACUAGGAUAAUCACUUCUAUGGAUAAACUUGUGACCACUCCUGUGACUAGCGAAUGUGGUAGUUUCGAUGUCAAAACCUAUGUUUACAACGGACGCAAAAAAACAUACAUGUACUUGUCCGGCUGCCGCAAAGAGCUCGGGUGUACAAUUGUUCUUCGUGGUGGUGAUAGUGAAGUGCUCUCAAAGGUGAAACGGAUAACUGAGUUCAUGACCUAUGUUGUUUACAACCUUAGGUUGGAAACUUGUUUGAUGAGAGAUGAGUUCGCUCAGAUGCCGGCGUCAUCCGACAUUGAAGCCGGCAGGGAGGCAAUUGACGCCGCACGCUCGAGCGUCUUAACUACAGCAAAUAAAUGUGGGGAGAAAUCAGGUUCACCUCCAUCAAGCCCGCAGCAGGAUUCGAAUGAAAAGAAUGAUGGAUCUAUCGCAGAGAAAUCUACUGUUGCCAGCGAGGUCACAGAAGUGCCUGAUGACGUUCCCAUGCCGACUUAUUAUCAAGACUUUGUGCAUGAUAGUGAGGUAAAGAUCCUCUCUGCCUCUCCGUUCGUCAAGUUUGAGCCCCCUUAUCUGCUUAAACGCGCAAGAGAAAUGGAACGGAGACUAGCCUACUUGAAACGUCUGCGGGACCAGAACCUUGACUUUGACCCAUCAUUAGAUGAAAAAACUAGGUCACAAAAGUUCGUUCUUGUAACUCCUGAAAUGGUCCACGAAUCACCUCAGGACGCUUCCCCGAAAGUAAAAGAGGUUUUGCAUGCGGCUCAUGACGCCGAAUAUGACAGAGCCCUGCAUAACUAUCAAACUCAGAAACGUCAAUGGGAAGCCUAUAUUGCUGGAGCAGCGGGCGUUUUUGACCCAUAUUCACAUCAGAAUAUAGUCGUUCUCUUCAGUCUUGUCUGCACUACGUCAUCAAUCCCCUGUUCAGGCCCGGAUCUUCUUGCUUUGGAAUACUAUAACGAGCAUGGUGAUGACGCGAUGUUUGAACCCGAUUGUGCGCUUGGCCAAUAUGUGGAGGAUAUAUGCCUCAAUGCCAACGCCAUUUGCAACGUAAAUGGUUGUGAGAAGCGGAUGUUUGAACAUCACCGUCAGUACGUACACGGAGAAGCCCAAAUAAGCGUGUUCAUUCAACCGUAUCCUUCGAAACUCCGCGGUCUUCAGGACACAAUUCUGAUGUGGAGUGCCUGUAAAAUAUGUGGGAAUGAAACCCAGGUUUUCCCUAUGUCUGAGAGUACGUGGAAGUAUUCGUUUGGGAAAUAUUUGGAGCUCUCCUUUUGGAGCAAGAACCUUCAUGCCCGGGCUGGCGUCUGUCCACACGAUUUGCAGCGUGAUCACCUCCGCUACUUCGGCUUCAAAGAUGUUGCCUUACGCAUCCACUACGACCCCAUCAAUCUACUUGAGAUCAUCGUUCCAAGAACACGGGUUACGUGGAAAGUGGACAACGAUCUAAAGCUCAGGAAUGACAUUUAUCUCAAGAUUGAACAGCGUCUGAACAAGUUCAUGCUCUCUGUCAAAGCGCGCUUGAAAGGCAUUAAUGUUGAAAGUGUCAUUCCAAAGCUGGCAGAAGAUUGCAAGCGAGAAGUUGAGGCCCUAACCAAAAAGGCUAACGAAGAUCAUGCCGCUCUGAUCAAACAAUUGCAAGACAAGUAUAUCAACUCCCGUUAUUGGGAGAUCACACCUUUGAACGAAGUGGCACGUUUUGCUCAGGAGAAAGUUGUUGAAUGGGAUACCGCAUUUGCGGAAUUCGAAAAGAACUUCUUUCCUUCCGAGAAGGAUAUUAGGAGGCUGGCAACAUUGCAGUUGAAGAAAAUAUUCUUGGAUAAGGAUGCAUCUGUUACUUCUCUUACUUCAACUGAAGAGGCCCUGGUUACCCCUACGGAACCUGAGAGUGAGAAUACUGAAGAACCGGAAAAGCCACGUCCGAUGCGUCGCAUGACUUUGUCUCCGGAGAAGGCGCAAGAUGUCCUAGUAUCUGUUGUUGAAGAACACUCGGGCAAAGAGCAGAAAGCUGACGGCCAAGAUAACGGCUCCGCGAAGGUUGAAGAAACUGAUGCACACAGCCCCACACCUGCACCAGAGGAAAGGCUAUCAUCUUCUCCUGCAGACGAAGCCAUGGCGAAAAAAGAAGUGCAGCACCUGGACCUAGCGUUGCCUUCAACCCAACAUGAACAGACACUCGUGGAUAUGAAUGCGCAGAGCACGGUGGGUAAACCUGAAUCAGAACCAUUAGCAAUCGAUUCGAGUAAAGGCGCUCUGGAGGCCAUUAUUCCCGAGCAAGGAGACUCCCAGGCGCUAAGCCAGCGGGACUAUGAUACUGAAAAACCAAUACACUCUCCCAAUUCUUCUCCAAACCAAUACCGUUCAGCAAUUCCACGGCCAGCCGAGGGUGCUACUAGGCGCAAUGCAAAGGCAACUUCUCCACCCCUGUUCCGUGCUCAGUCACAGCCAGUGCAGUUCCAGAAGGAAACUGUGUAUGACAACAGUCCCCUGAAAGGGUUCAGGAUUAACACUGGGAGAAUUGGCGGUCGCGACGGUGCUGUUAGCCCCCCUCCUUAUGAAGUGAGGUUCAAGGGCCCAGACAAAAAGCUAUCAGAACGGUUCGGUCUUAAUGCCUUCCGAAACGGAAGACUCACGCCCGGCCCAUCUUUGAUACCUCGUUCAAUACCGACAAGAAAGGGUCACCCGCGUGUUUCUUCUCUGGCCAAGCACUUCGAGCAAUUGAGCCGAGAGUUCGAAAAGGAGCGACAACGUGAAAGAGCCCAGAGAGCCGCCAAGCGUUCACAAUCUCGUGCAUUUCCGCUUGCAAGUUCAAAGCCGAUUGUGGAGGUGUACAAAAAUGUUAGGGAAGCAGUUGAGGAACGAGAGCCUUCGGGUGAAGGGGAGGACCUCCUCUCAUCCGCAUCGCGGACUUCCAUAGACGACUCAAGCAAAGACGGCGAAGCACUCCCGGCAAGACCGUUGCAAGAAGGACAAAGAAAAGAUCUUACUUCGCAGGAGCCUCCAACCACGCCAGUGGAAGCUGACAGCCUCAUUCAAAGUACGGAUCCAAUCUUUUCGGAAGGCGAAGCAGAGGAGGUACAUAGCGAUGAGGAUCGCUCUUCAGUGAAUGGGCUACAAGUCACAGAUUCAAAUGAAGAACUGCCCAAGAUGUCACCGGAAGAUGAACAGCUGGACCUGAAAGAGUUCCCAAAACACGAAAGAAGCACGCUUCUGAAACUGCUAACAAACUUCUGGUCGGAGCGUUCUGCCAGUGGAUGGACUCCCCUCGAAUAUCCAUUAACCAUGUCCGACCAUGUUUUUGCAGAUUGCGAUAUUAUCGUACGCGAGGAUGAACCGAGCUCGCUCAUUGCCUUCGCUUUAGACUCUCACGAUUAUAAGGAAAAGCUAGCGAGCAUCCAGAAACGCUAUGAGGAGCUCGAUGAGAAAGACACGGAUCUGGGGGAAGGACCAGAUGCGAUGAAUGAAGCACGGGUUGAGCAUGCUCUUUUGAGAUCUACGGGGACGCACCUCAAGUAUCAGUUCCAGGAAGGUCAGGCAAAAAUGCUUUGCAAGGUGUUUUACGCUGAACAGUUCGAUGCUUUGAGGAAGAAGUGCGGAAUUGCCGAGCGUAUUGUAGAAUCACUAUCCCGAUGUGCAAAAUGGGAUUCAAAGGGAGGGAAAACAAAAUCCAUUUUCUUGAAGACGCUGGACGAUCGGUUCAUUCUGAAAUCGCUGUCGACUAUCGAGACCCAGGCUUUCCUCAAGUUUGCUCCAGCGUAUUUCCAGAUCAUGUCUGAAGCACUAUUCCAUGAGUUACCGUCUGCGAUCGCCAAGAUGUUCGGAUUCUACCAAGUGAUAAUCAAGAAUCCUGCCACAGGCACCGAGUUUAACUGGUUUCUUUUAUUAAUGGAAAACCUGUUCUACGACCGCGUUCCGACGCGGAUUUUCGACCUCAAGGGCUCGAUGAGGAAUCGCAAGGUACAGAGCACCGGGGAACGCAACGAGGUCCUGCUUGAUGAGAACAUGGUGGAUUUCAUCUACGAGACACCGCUCUUCACCCGAGAGCACUCUAAAAAGCUUCUGAGCCAAAGUGUUUGGAACGACACUCUCUUCCUGGGCCGUCAAAAUGUCAUGGAUUAUUCACUUAUGAUUGCUAUUGACGAGAGCCGGUCGGAGUUGGUAGUCGGUGUUAUCGACUGCAUCCGUACCUAUACGUGGGACAAGAAAUUAGAAUCAUGGAUCAAGGACCGUGGAUUCGCCGGUGGUGGUAAGAACCGGCCCACUGUGACCAGUCCCAAGGAAUACAAGAGUCGGUUCAGGGAAGCAAUGGCCCGAUACGUUCUUCAAGCACCAAGCUGUUGGAGUCAAUUCCAACAGCCCCAGAUGUAUCGGUACACUCCGGUAGAGCAACCUCCAGGCCAGGCAUACCAUGCGUUGGAUGGCGACACUGCCGAAGGAAAUGAAUCAGGUGGUUCCUAA